Drosophila willistoni is the source of this 1302-nucleotide messenger RNA. RefSeq names its product ornithine decarboxylase 1-like. Gene Ontology annotation, cellular component: cytoplasm. The transcript has 6 exons. Lineage: Eukaryota; Metazoa; Arthropoda; Insecta; Diptera; Drosophilidae. Gene Ontology annotation, molecular function: ornithine decarboxylase activity. The record is from RefSeq and is a predicted model, not a curated record.
UCAUGCGCUUAAAUCAGAGCAAAAUAAGUCACUAUGACAAGCAAUUAAAUAUAUGUGAAAUUAUAUAGAACACAAAUUUUAAAGACCUAGAUGAAUCGGUCUAUAUUUGUGAUCUAAGCAGUGUGGAACAAAAGUUAUAUCUGUGGCAGAGAUAUUUGCCACGUAUAAAACCUUACUAUGCGGUUAAAUGUAAUAACGAUCCAAUGAUCAUAAAAACAUUGGCAGAUUUAGGCACUGGAUUCGAUUGUGCCUCCAAAAAUGAGCUGAAACUGGUUCUUGGGUCAAAGGUGUCACCAGAACGUAUCAUAUUUGCCAAUCCUUGUCGUCCUAUCAGUCAUGUGGAGUAUUCCCGUCAGCAGAAGGUCUUCGAUGUCACUGUGGACAAUGAGUUUGAGGUGUAUAAACUACACAAACACUAUUCCAACUCAAAUUUAAUCUUGCGAUUUAAAAGCGAAGCCAAGGCUGCCAAGUGCCCGCUUGGGGAUAAAUUUGGCUGCGAUCCGAAUGUUAAUGCCGCAGCCUUGUUGCUGCUGGCCAAGGCUCUCGAUCUCAAAGUUACUGGCUCUAGUUUCCAUGUGGGCUCCGGAUGCAGUGAAUUUGCUGCCUACGAUCGUGCCAUUGGAAAGGCGAAACAAAUCUUUGAUUUUGGUAAACUGAUUGGGCAUAAAAUGAGUCUAUUGGACAUUGGCGGUGGCUUUCCCGGUGCAAAUGAUGAAGAGUUCGAAAAGAUAGCGAACGUUGUUAAUCAGUCGGUGGAGCGUGAUUUUCCUGACCCAGGAAUUCAAAUAAUUUCGGAGCCAGGUCGAUUUUUUGUGGAAAGUGCUUUCACUUUGAUCUGCAAGAUUCAUGCCAAACGUGAAGUGCGCCAUCCAAAUAACGGCAAACUGGAAUUGAUUAUGUAUUACCUCAACGAUGGAGUCUUUGGUUCAUUUAAUAAUGUCAUAUCUUACAAUGAGUUCGUUUUACCACAUCAUUAUUUGGAUCGGAGCAAACCCGUUCCCCUAUAUAAAUCUCUUUUAUGGGGUCCAACCUGUGAUGCAGUUGAUAAGAUUUCAGAGCACAUAUUCUUGCCACAUUUGAAACUUGGCGAUCUUAUCGGUUUUCAUAAUAUGGGAGCCUAUACUUUUCCAAUUGCCUGUGAAUUUAAUGGUUUCAAAGUGCCCAAGAUUUUAUAUUUUCAAGCAAACAAAGAAAAUAAUUCGAAUGAAUGUCAAAUAAAGUAAUUGUUACUGCCUUGAUUCCUGGAUGAUUUCUUUAAGUGCAACUUUAAGUACAUUAAAUUUGCUCCAAACUGAUAUUAGU